Messenger RNA from Colletotrichum tamarilloi, 456 nucleotides. RefSeq lists its product as uncharacterized. Bases 1 to 456 code for a protein of 151 amino acids. NCBI's taxonomy places the organism in Eukaryota, Fungi, Ascomycota, Sordariomycetes, Glomerellales, Glomerellaceae. The transcript has a single exon. The record is from RefSeq and is a predicted model, not a curated record.
AUGGUUGUAUCAGGGAUGCAACUGUCAAGGCAGACACUGGCAUGUCGACAAGAUCUUUGGCUUCAGCCGUCCCCUCGAGGCUCAUCGCGGCGCCCAAGGGAGACGGCUGGCAUGGAAAUGGAGGAGAGAUGGGACUCGAAUCAACAGAAUAAAAGAAGCUGGGCAUCGCAGAAAGAACCAUCUUGCUGGGCAAGAUACGAUGCAGAGACCUCUGGCCACAGUCUUGGAACCUCUGCUAUCACACUCACGAUAAUCCCCGCUCGACUUACAUGGGCGCGAACGAACCCAAAUCAGGCCAUGCUGAUUACCCCACCUGGACACAAGUACGACACUACGGAAACCUGCGAGUCGGGACUGGAUGUGAACGGAACGUUGUUACCGGGCUGGGGGUCAUUGUGUGGAACCUGGGGAAGGGGGGUCGCGCCCGUGGCAGCUUCGAGGAGGGGGGGAACGUGA